AUGCCAUUGCCAAUGCCAUCCUCUUUAACUACUGUGGCUCCUCUGCAAGUGCAACAGCUCUGUCCAUCCAAUUCCAUCUCACUAACACAGAACCCUCCAUGGAUUCCAACUCCGUAUCUGCUCUCCAAAUACCCAACAAUUCAUCAUCUCAGCUCCUGCAAAACCAUGAAGCAAUUAACUCAAAUCCACGCCCAAACCAUCACUACUGGUAUCUUCCAUGACAAUUUCGUUGCUUCCCGCAUUCUAUCCUUUGCCGCUCUCUCUCCUCACGGUUCCAUCAAUUACGCCCGCCUCCUCUUCUCCCGAAUCUGUAAGCCUGAUGUCUUCAUCGCCAACACCCUCAUCAGGGCUUACGCGUUUAGCCUGAAUCCUGUUGAUGCCAUCCUCUUCUAUACUCACAUUCUGGAACACUCCCUGGUUCGUCCUGAUAUUCACACAUUUCCUCUCCUUUUGAAAGCAUGUUCGGAGAUCCCCUCUCUUUCGCUUGGCCAAGCUAUCCACUCUCAUGUCUUCAAACUGGGGUUGUCCUCCCAGGUUUCAAUCCUAAAUUUCUUGGUCCAAAUGUAUUCGUCUUGUAGUUCACUUGAAUCUGCAAAACUGGUUUUUGAUAGAAUUCCCGAAUGUGAUGAUGCUUCGUGGAAUAUAAUGAUGUGUGGCUACAUGAAAUGUGGUCGUUUGGAGCUUGCCCGAGAAAUGUUCGAUGGAAUGUGGGACAGAAAUGUUGUUUCUUGGAGUGUCAUGAUUAAUGGGUAUGUCCAGAAUUCCCGUUUUAAGGAGGGCUUGGAACUUUUUCGAGAGAUGUUGGUCAAGAAAGUGGAGCCAAGUGAGAGUGUGCUGGUGAACAUUCUCUCUGCAUGCUCCCAUUUGGGAGCCAUGGAGCAAGGAAAAUGGAUUGAAGGAUUCCUGAGAAAGAAAGAAUCUGGGUUUACUGUUCGAUUGGGUACUGCACUAAUAGAUAUGUAUUCAAAAUGUGGGUGUACGGAGAAAGCACUUGAGAUUUUCCAUGAGAUGGAGGAGAAGAAUGUACUUGCUUGGAGUGCAAUGAUCAACGGGCUUGCCAUUAAUGGACGAGGGAAGGAUGCAUUAAAUCUCUUUUCUGAGAUGGAAAUGUUCGGAGCUAAACCAAAUGAGGUAACUUUCAUUGGCGUUCUAAACGCAUGCAACCAUUCAGGGUUCAUCCGUCGUACUGGGUUGUUAGAUGAAGCAGAAAAGGUUAUCAAAACCAUGCCAAUGAAACCCAAUUCAGUCAUUCUUGGGGCCCUCCUCAAUGCAUGCAGGAUUCAUGGAAAUACCCAAUUAGGUGAACAAGUAGGAAAGCAGCUACUUGAAUUAGAGCCGAACCACAGUGGGAGAUAUGUACUCUUAUCAAAUAUAUAUGCUUUGAGUGGAAGGUGGGAUUGUGUAGCUGAGCUGAGGGGCGUCAUGAGAGAGCGAGGGAUCAGUAAGAUACCCGGGUGUAGUUUCAUAGAUGUGGGGGGUGCCAUUCAUGAGUUUGUUGCCUGGGAUAAUACUCAUCCUGAGAGUGAAAAAAUUUAUGGCAAGUUGGAAGAAAUAAGCAGAGAACUAAAGCUUGCAGGUUAUAAGGCAAAUAUGAGUGAAGUACUACUUGACAUGGAUGAAGAAGAGAAAGAGACCGCCCUUUGCCACCACAGUGAGAAGCUGGCCAUUGCUUUUGGAUUCAUAAACAGUAAGCCAGGAACUACAAUCCGAAUCACAAAGAACCUUCGGGUUUGUGCAGAUUGCCACUCAGUUACAAAGUUAAUCUCAAAGAUCUAUAAUCGGGAAAUAGUCGUGAGGGAUCGAUGUCACUUCCACCAUUUCAGAGAUGGUUCUUGUUCUUGCAUGGAUUUUUGGUGAACUUUGUGAGUAUGUAGUUUUUCAGUCUCUGUCAUGUAAGAACAUUUUUAUGAGCACACGAGUAGAGUGAAGAGCAAAAAG
This is a messenger RNA of Telopea speciosissima, 1938 nucleotides long. RefSeq names its product pentatricopeptide repeat-containing protein At5g66520-like. Bases 1 to 1857 code for a protein of 618 amino acids. The record is from RefSeq and is a predicted model, not a curated record. NCBI's taxonomy places the organism in Eukaryota, Viridiplantae, Streptophyta, Magnoliopsida, Proteales, Proteaceae. The transcript has 2 exons. Gene Ontology annotation, molecular function: protein binding; zinc ion binding; RNA binding. Gene Ontology annotation, biological process: RNA modification.